This is a messenger RNA of Dermacentor silvarum, 420 nucleotides long. RefSeq names its product glycine receptor subunit alpha-2-like. Bases 1 to 420 code for a protein of 139 amino acids. Gene Ontology annotation, molecular function: extracellular ligand-gated monoatomic ion channel activity. Gene Ontology annotation, cellular component: membrane. NCBI's taxonomy places the organism in Eukaryota, Metazoa, Arthropoda, Arachnida, Ixodida, Ixodidae. Gene Ontology annotation, biological process: monoatomic ion transport. The record is from RefSeq and is a predicted model, not a curated record. The transcript has 4 exons.
AUGCAUGGUCAUUCGGAAACACUGGUCUCCGGGCAACCGACGAACGUGUCCGUCAACCUCAUCGUUUACGAGUUGGGUGCCCUGAACGAAAAAGACAUGGACUUCCGGGUGGACAUGGAUCUGCAAGAAUCUUGGACUGACGACCGUCUGGCACUAACGGAACUGGGCGUCAAUUCCUCUUUCAUCACAAACGAAGGCAGCCUCAUCGCGAGCAUAUGGAAGCCGGAUAUAUUUUUCGUGAACGCCAAGGACGCCACGACGCACGACGUCACCGUUCCGAACCAGUUACUGCAGAUCCUACCAGAUGGCGCGAUUCUGUUCAGCAUAAGGCUUGCUCUAGCAUUCAGCGAUCUAGCCCCUACACCACACCGGCUCAUUAUCGUCAAGACACAGAUCAACCAACGAUACCUGGUGGACUAG